AUGUCUCCACCGCCCGUCUCCCUGGCAGGCUCCGAGAUGAUCGAGACCCAGGAGGACAUUUACGUGGGCUCCAUCGAGACAGACCGGGGGGUNNNNGAGCAGGUGCGCUUCUACGACACGCGGGGCCUGCGGGACGGCCUGGAGCUUCCCAAGCACUGCUUCUCCUGCACGGACGGCUACGUGCUGGUCUAUAGCACGGACAGCAAGGAGUCCUUCAAGCGGGUGGAGCUCCUCAAGAAGGAGAUUGACAAGUCCAAGGACAAGAAAGAGGUCACCAUCGUGGUUUUGGGCAACAAGAGUGACCUGCAGGAGCAGCGCCGGGUGGACCACGACGCAGCCCAGCACUGGGCCAAGGGCGAGAAGGUGAAGCUGUGGGAGGUGUCGGUGGCUGACCGGCACACGCUGAUCGAGCCGUUCAUCUACUUGGCCAGUAAGAUGACGCAGCCGCAGAGCAAGUCUGCUUUUCCCCUGAGUCGCAAGAACAAGGGCAGCGGAUCCAUGGAUGGCUGA
Molecule: messenger RNA, 510 nt
Organism: Eurypyga helias (sunbittern)
Lineage: Eukaryota; Metazoa; Chordata; Aves; Eurypygiformes; Eurypygidae
Product: NF-kappa-B inhibitor-interacting Ras-like protein 2
Exons: 3
Coding region: 1-510 (169 amino acids)
Biological process (GO): canonical NF-kappaB signal transduction
Molecular function (GO): GTPase activity; GTP binding
Source: RefSeq, a predicted model, not a curated record